GCCCCCCGGCCAAUCGGACCGGCGCUCGCCCGAGCCCGGAUUCUCUUUGUUCCGCAGCCAUUUCAGGCCCCGGACAGGAGGCAGCGCCGCUUCGGCAGAAAGGCCCGAGCGCCGGAGGCCUCUGGGAUGGUGUGGGACCGGCAAACCAAGAUGGAGUAUGAGUGGAAACCUGACGAGCAAGGGCUUCAGCAGAUCCUGCAGCUGCUCAAGGAGUCCCAGUCCCCAGACACCACCAUCCAGAGGACCGUGCAACAAAAACUGGAACAACUCAAUCAAUAUCCAGAUUUUAACAACUACUUGAUUUUUGUUCUUACAAAAUUAAAAUCUGAAGAUGAGCCCACACGGUCAUUGAGCGGUCUGAUCUUGAAGAACAAUGUGAAAGCUCAUUUUCAGAACUUCCCGAAUGGUGUGACAGACUUCAUCAAGAGUGAAUGUCUAAAUAAUAUUGGGGACUCCUCUCCACUGAUCAGAGCCACUGUUGGUAUUUUAAUUACAACCAUAGCCUCCAAGGGAGAACUGCAGAAUUGGCCUGAUCUCUUACCAAAACUCUGUAGCCUGCUGGAUUCCGAAGACUACAACACCUGUGAGGGAGCAUUCGGUGCCCUUCAGAAGAUAUGUGAGGACUCUGCAGAGAUUUUAGACAGUGAUGUCUUAGAUCGCCCUCUCAAUAUCAUGAUCCCCAAGUUUUUACAGUUUUUCAAGCACAGUAGUCCCAAAAUAAGGUCUCAUGCUGUUGCAUGUGUCAAUCAGUUCAUCAUCAGUCGCACUCAAGCGCUCAUGCUACACAUUGAUUCUUUCAUUGAGAACCUCUUUGCACUGGCUGGUGAUGAGGAAGCAGAGGUGCGGAAGAACGUGUGCCGGGCGCUCGUGAUGCUGCUUGAAGUCCGGAUGGAUCGCCUGCUUCCUCACAUGCACAACAUAGUUGAGUACAUGCUGCAGAGGACCCAAGACCAAGAUGAGAAUGUAGCUCUGGAGGCCUGUGAAUUCUGGCUGACUUUGGCUGAACAGCCAAUAUGCAAAGAUGUACUUGUAAGGCAUCUGCCAAAGUUGAUUCCUGUGCUAGUGAAUGGCAUGAAGUACUCAGACAUAGAUAUUAUCCUGCUUAAGGGUGAUGUUGAAGAAGAUGAGACCAUCCCGGAUAGUGAGCAGGAUAUACGGCCACGGUUUCAUCGCUCGAGGACAGUGGCUCAGCAGCAUGAGGAGGAUGGGAUUGAGGAAGAAGAGGAUGAUGAUGAUGAAAUUGAUGAUGAUGACACAAUUUCUGACUGGAACCUGAGAAAAUGUUCUGCUGCUGCUCUUGAUGUUCUCGCAAAUGUUUAUCGUGAUGAGCUUUUGCCACACAUUUUGCCACUUUUGAAAGAAUUGCUUUUCCAUCAUGAAUGGGUUGUGAAAGAAUCCGGCAUCUUGGUUUUAGGAGCAAUUGCUGAAGGUUGUAUGCAGGGCAUGAUUCCAUACCUGCCCGAGCUCAUUCCUCACCUUAUUCAGUGCCUUUCUGAUAAAAAGGCUCUUGUGCGUUCCAUCACCUGCUGGACUCUUAGCCGCUAUGCACACUGGGUAGUCAGCCAGCCACCAGAUACAUACCUGAAGCCAUUAAUGACAGAAUUGCUAAAGCGUAUCCUGGAUAGCAACAAGAGAGUGCAAGAAGCUGCUUGCAGUGCCUUCGCUACAUUAGAAGAAGAGGCUUGUACAGAGCUUGUUCCCUACCUUGCUUAUAUACUCGAUACCCUCGUCUUCGCCUUCAGUAAAUACCAGCAUAAGAACCUGCUCAUUCUGUAUGAUGCCAUAGGGACACUGGCAGAUUCAGUGGGACACCAUUUAAACAAGCCAGAAUAUAUUCAGAUGCUGAUGCCUCCUCUGAUCCAGAAAUGGAACAUGUUAAAGGAUGAAGACAAGGAUCUUUUCCCUUUACUUGAGUGCCUCUCAUCUGUUGCCACAGCCUUGCAAUCUGGCUUCCUUCCUUAUUGUGAACCUGUAUAUCAGCGUUGUGUAAACCUAGUACAGAAGACUCUAGCACAAGCCAUGCUAAACAAUGCUCAACCAGAACAAUAUGAAGCUCCAGAUAAAGAUUUUAUGAUUGUGGCUCUUGACCUACUCAGUGGCCUGGCUGAAGGACUGGGUGGCAACAUUGAGCAGCUAGUGGCCAGAAGUAACAUCCUAACUCUAAUGUAUCAAUGCAUGCAGGAUAAAAUGCCUGAAGUUCGGCAGAGUUCUUUUGCAUUACUAGGUGAUCUGACUAAAGCUUGCUUUCAGCAUGUUAAGCCUUGUAUAGCUGAUUUCAUGCCAAUAUUGGGAACCAAUCUAAAUCCAGAGUUUAUUUCUGUCUGCAACAAUGCCACCUGGGCGAUUGGGGAAAUAUCAAUUCAAAUGGGUGUAGAGAUGCAGCCUUACAUCCCUAUGGUGUUGCACCAGCUUGUGGAAAUCAUUAACAGACCCAACACCCCAAAGACGCUGUUGGAGAACACAGCAAUAACAAUUGGUCGUCUUGGUUACGUUUGUCCUCAAGAGGUGGCCCCCAUGCUACAGCAGUUUAUAAGACCCUGGUGUACCUCUCUGAGAAACAUAAGAGACAAUGAAGAAAAAGAUUCAGCAUUCCGUGGGAUUUGUACCAUGAUCAGUGUGAAUCCCAGUGGCGUAAUCCAAGAUUUUAUAUUUUUUUGUGAUGCUGUUGCAUCAUGGAUUAACCCAAAAGAUGAUCUCAGAGACAUGUUCUGUAAGAUCCUUCAUGGAUUUAAAAACCAAGUUGGGGAUGAAAAUUGGAGGCGAUUCUCUGACCAGUUUCCUCUUCCCUUAAAAGAGCGUCUUGCAGCUUUUUAUGGUGUUUAAUCUAAUACACUUAAGCUGCAGUCCCAAAACUAGGGGUCCGUCAGUCUUGGAGACUAUAUGGGAGCCUCUGCACCCAGGGAAAAUGUUACCCUUUACAGGGGGGAAGGGUAAACCAGUAGGGAAUACAGUACAAUCCCAACCCUACUGGGAGGGGCGGGAGGGAGGUGUUGCCGUCACUGUAUUAAGUCGAUGUUGGGAAAUGUUUUAACAUCUGGAGCCUUUGUGGGUGGAAAUCUGUCUCCAAUUACAACUCUGCACUGGAUGUGAAGAAGCAAAAACUAUUCAGUCUACUCACAGAACAGUACUUUCUGGAAUAUUAUGGGGAAUUGUACCAAAACAAGAACCACGUAAACAAUGCCUAGGGAUAAGAAGGAGGAAAAUCCCAUGGUCCACAACAAAGGACACCUAAGAGUGGGAAGCUGCAACAGUUAAGUAGCUUUUUUAUUAAAGGUUUUUAUAUAAAUUUUCCCACGCUACGGGGCCUUGUUUUGCAUGCUGAUGAAGAACUACUUAAAACUAAUAGUUAAAAUCAGCUUGCCUCCCCUAGUAGAAGCAGGUUCUUGGAAGUUGCAAUUUAAGGUCCCCCAAAAAAGUUGGAAAUAAAAGGAAACAAAUUUGAACAACGAAGCACCCUGUGACAUGCCGACGCGCCACUCCUUUUACCUUUGCGGGCUGGGCAGGGAGGGAGGAAUAAAUGGGGUCGGGGAUCAAACGAAAGGUGACAUCUAAUUUUACAUUAAAAUGUUAGUGGAUAUAAUUUCAUGGUCGUACUUCUUAGAUUUAAUUUCUAGGCCAACACAUUAUCUUAAGGUGCAGUUUUAAGGUUCAGGCAUGCGCUCUGGCUCAUAGUGAUUGAAAGUGAUGUACAUUAGUGGGACCGUAGCAUGCUUGCCUCAUAUAGAGUGCGGUUGGUAUUCAUUUACCUAUGUUGCGCCAGUUUGGGUUGCCGUUUACCAGUUCAAUAUAGCCCUGCAUUUAAAAUUCCUUUUAAGAUUCGUGGAUUUUAUUUUUAUUAAGAAUAUAGAUAUAUAAAGUACUGUAGUUUACAGCUAGGCCUUGAAAUUAUCUUUUUAGGAUCUGUUAGGAAUAAGAUUGAUAUUGUAUUGUGUGUAACCUGCACAAUGUGGAAAGCUGAUAUACCUGUGCAAAAUCUUUGCCUCUGUGCUGUCAGUGUGGUGUGCUUUCUGCAUGGUUAUAUACUACUAGUAACUUUAUCAAAUUUCAAAUUACAUGGUAAAAGAUCUGUAAAAGGCUGCAUAAAUGUUAGUUGGCACAUAAAGACAAUUGUAGAAGUUGAAACAUGAUUGCUAUUUUUCAAUGUUUAUUCCCGUUCAACAUAUUGCCUCUAAGCUUUCCUUUAAUUUCUUUAUUUUUACUUUUGUUCGAAGCAUGAUCUUAAAGAUAUGUUUAAGUUAAUGGAUGUAAUGCAGGGUUCCUACACUGUAUUGGCGCAUGUUGGUGGCCCUUUGUGCCCUAAGUAUAUGUACAUAGGGCACAUACAAAGCUACAGAGUGAGAGUUGGUUUGGAUCCUCUUCAUUUCAUUUGUUUGGCUUUUCUGUUAUUUUUUUCCCUCUACUUACAUGUAUUUCUGUGAAUAAAUCCUUGUUAAGUUAACCCUUUACUUUUCCUUCCAUGUGUAUUUUCUUAUAUACUGUGAAUGUGAAGACCCUAACUGGUACACUUGAUCUUAUGUCCAUAUGAAAGUGCAAAUCUUUAUUAAUUUGGAUUGCCUGAGCAAUGUGUAUCCCAUGAUGAUGAAGGAAAAUGGAGAGAUUUUUCCUUUUAGCUCUGCUGGUCAGAGAUGAAGCCACACCUUUCCAUUUUUCAAUGCUGCAUAUUUAAUCUGCAAAAAAAAAAACAUUAAGCCAUAACAGCCUUUUUAUAUUUUAAUUUGUCACCUUUGCAUUGCAGAAUAAAUACCGAAUUACCGUUUUUAUAGGCAGUUGCUCCUCUUUGCAUGGUUCUGUUCUAUAAAAGUGACUGAUAACAGCCAUUGCACUGAAGUGUGAGCUGUACGUGUGUGACUUUAUAAAUACAGUUUUAAGACAUUUCACAUGCAUGGUAGCAUGCAAAAGGGUUUUGUUGUUGUGUAUGUUUGUUUUAACAUGUUUUUUUUUUACUUUCUUUUAUUUUGGCUUUGCAAAUUUCAUUCUAUUGGGCCUGAAAUAAAAUCAUAUACAGUGCCCAGUCUUUUCCUUUUUUAUUUUUAAGCUACACUCAAGUGUGUGUGAUAUUUCACUUUUUAGUACAUUAGUAUAUUACCUUACUGGAAGCUUAAACUUUGCUUCUGAGUUGGCCUUUAAAGCUAGAGUGGAAUAGCUGUUUUAUCCUUAGGUUGUAGAAUAACCUGGAGUGCUUCAGAGACUUUGGGAACUCAAUAGAGGAGAUAGUCUUACACAAGUAAUAAAGAGACAGCCACAUUUGUCCCUUAAUGCAAAAGAAGCAAAGGAAGGUUUUCUGGACCUGAGAUAAACAAUUCUUUGUUAAGUAAAGGCAAUUUUAUUACCUGUCUAAUUAAGAAUAUAUUUCCAAUUUAGCAGUUAUGCAGCUCAAAAACAAUAUUUGGCUUUAUAGUAAAUUUGUUUCUAAAUCUAAUAACUUUAAAGUAGAAACUUAAGUAAAUAUGACUUACAACCUAACACUAGGGUGGUUUUCUUUUCUAAUGUAGCUCUCCCUGUUGAGGCUAUUGUUUCUCCUUAACUUAUAUUGUAUUUAGACAACAUAGUACAUAGCACAGGAAUUUGCAGAAGCCAUUUAAGUUUUUUGAGGUCAGCGCUGAGUUAGCAUUUAUUGUUUUGAUGAAACGUAACACAUCAUGGGAUAUAUAUAUAUAUAUAUAUAUAAGAACUUAAUUCUUGUGGUGCGGUGUUGAUAGUUUUGAAUGUUGCCUAAAUGUCUAUGAGGUUGUAAGUUUGUCAUUGUUACAUUCCAGUGUUUCUGCCUCUUGGCAUGCUUAAAGCACGGCUUACUUCAUCUGCUCCUUACACACUAAAAUGCUCUUAGUGUGCUCAACUACAGAGAUAGCCGCUGCUGAGUGAUGUAGAUUUUCUACUUGAAUAUUUUUAUGUUGUAGGAACCUCAGGAGGUCAGUGUUUACUGUUUUAUAUAUGCCUUCUUUUUCCUGUUUGAGCUUCUCUCUCUGAAGGAUUCUAACAGAACAAAAGCUGCUGAUCAACCUAAGUUGGAAACAGAAAGUGUGUCUAGUGUCAUUGAAAUGCGUACUUUGCAGUUCCAUGUUACAGCCCAUUAAUUUAGCAAGUGAGCUUAGUGCCACAGGUGUUCAUUUACUCGGGAAAUGGUUUUGCUUUUUGUAUUGUCUAAUCUCUUUAAUGACUUCAUACUGUGUAAGAAAAAAUCACUUUUGUAUUGUUUGUUGGUUAUUUCCAAAAUAACCAACUUUGUAAAUAUCCUUAGAGCCAGUUCUGAUGCUUUACAUCAUUGCUACUUGAUUUUGUUAUGCAACUUAGAUCUCAGAUCUCAGAAUACUUAACCAAGCCAUUACAUCUUAAAACAAAACAAGUAGCAUACAUUUUGUAAUUAACAUUGAUAAACACUGUGAUUUUUUUGGUUAGAACUUUUUCAUUGAUCUGAAUUGCUUAAAUUGCAUAUAUUGUAAAAUAGAGUCAGAUGUAUAUUUUAAAAUAAUUUCAGCUGACUUUCCUCUGACUGCUUUGUCUACUCAGUUAUGAAAUAUUCAGAUACAAGUUUUAUCUCAGGUGAAUAUCCUUGUAUCGUUUUGCUUUGGUGACAUGUUUAUAAAGAAAGAUCAUCAUACUUACUAGUCUUUGGAGGUUUGUGAGGCAUUUUUUUUUUUGUUUUGUUUUAAUGUGUUUUAUUAAUUAUCUUCCCAGUUAGUCGAUUAUUUUUCCCCCCUCCAAUUGUUUUAUGAGACUGGAGAGAGAAAUAAAAACCUCUCCUCACAUUUAGUAUGGAGACUCAACUGAAAAUGAGUUGAGUUUGCUCCUCUCCUUUUCCAAACACUCAAAAUACAAAAGUGGAACCUUUCUCCCUACAUAAAAUUUUGCAAAGUUGGGGUGCCAGAAUUAAAUUAUGUAUUAAACUCUUGUCUCCAUUUAACACCUUUGCAGUGAAAAUUUUUUUUGCUUCAUAUAGUUAAUUAUAUUCAUAUUGAAUGUAUUAACAGAUACCAGUGCAAAAGCAUUCUUUCCGAGAGAAGAGUGUACCAUGCACAGCUGCACCCCUAAGCCCUUCCUCUGAGUCUUCAGGUGCAUACAACCUCUUGGUGGAGUUACUUUUGCAAAUAUUACAAGGUGGGGGGACACUAAUUGUUGCUGCUAGUGCUGCUUAAUAAUGUGGUCAUUUGAAUCUAAGAAGACUAGGGUCUGUGGUUAACACCCUGGGAUAAUUGUGAUGGGCAGAUGAGCAGUAGUGACCUGUGUUGGUAACAAUAUUAUCUAGUUCAAUGCCAUGCAGUAGCAUUGUAUAGCAACUAGUGCAUUUCAUACUGUAUUAAAUAUGGCAAUGCUUCUAAGCCUCGUUAAAGUUAAGUUUCACAUGAAAGUUAGCUCCUCUUACCUUUCUUUCUAGGUAACUGGAAACUAACAUCAGGCUUGAUACAGAUCUUCUCCCUGUUGGUAUUACAUAUAUAUAGAUAAUUCUCAAUGCCUAAUUAUUAUACUUAUACAUUUGUUAAGGUAUAAGCAUAAUUACAGCAACUGUUUUUAUAGUUUGUAUCCCAGAGUAUAUUGUGUUGAAAUAAAAAGAUGCAUAGCAGCUGAAUGUAUGCAUGACUUUGAGGGAAGUUAAAACUGGUUUUCUUUUCCCCACUUCUGCACAUUAAAAAAGCCAAGCCAAAUCUAUUUGCCAAUAAUAGAUCACUAAUUACAAAGCCAGUAGUUUUCCUUUCAGUAAGAGUUUUUGUUUGCCAUACAUCACUCUUGUACUGUGGCUUGGUAUUCUGCAGAAUUACCUCUUUCACAGGUCUAGUCAUCUUGUUUAAUGUCUGCUCUAACAUGGUUAGCCUACAAGGCAGUGCUGUCACCUCCUAAUGUCCACCUCAUAAAGAGGUUCCACUUUAUUUCCUCACCUCUUGUCACUGCUUCCCUGUGUGGAUAUAUAUGUAACCAAACUGAUUACAUUGGUUUUUUUUUUAUGAAGAUAAUAAUUAGAUAAUACUAUGUAAUUUUACUCGGUAGAUUAUCAUCUUAAGAGAUGCUUAAACGUAAAUCACUUCAUAUUAUGAAAGUUCUACACUUAGUAUUCAUGUUAACAUUGGGUGCAAUAACUUAGUAGUACUUGCUUAGUUAUAAAUAACUGGAUCUUUCUGCUGACAACUUAGGUUGUAUGAGUUAUGCUUAAAAGCUUUAAAUCUGAUGUUUCCUGUACCUGCCACACUAUGUUAGAAUGUGUCCUUCAACCAUAUCCUGCAACUUCUCAAACUGUACUAAAUUGAUAUUUCUUGAAGUCUAACUCUGUGCUAACAGAUCUUCAUUUUAAAUAGAAUACGGUUUUAAUUUUUGAUAAGCUGCUGAAUUUUAAAGAGAGUUUUUUGGGGCCACCAAAUAUUUUGGAUCAUGCAGAGAAUAUAUAUUGUACUGUAGUAAUUUUGUAUUUACAUUUGUAUGAUGUGACAUAAUAGAUGUGAAUGUUAAUCACUGCUUGACUAUGUUAAUAAAGUUGUUUAACUAUA
Messenger RNA from Mastomys coucha (southern multimammate mouse), 8474 nucleotides. RefSeq names its product transportin 1 (gene Tnpo1). The record is from RefSeq and is a predicted model, not a curated record. NCBI's taxonomy places the organism in Eukaryota, Metazoa, Chordata, Mammalia, Rodentia, Muridae. Gene Ontology annotation, biological process: protein import into nucleus. The coding region runs from base 127 to 2823 and encodes 898 amino acids. Gene Ontology annotation, molecular function: nuclear import signal receptor activity; small GTPase binding. Gene Ontology annotation, cellular component: cytoplasm; nucleus. The transcript has 25 exons.